CCGCGAGAGGGUGAGUGCGGUGCUCCCAGCGCACCGGCGGCGGGUCUCCGACGAACUCAGAACUGCAAGAGGGAGGCCUCUGCGGUCUGGGGGGCGGAGCCGGUUGCGAAUGGUCUCGGGGAGAGUCUUCUACGCCACUGCGGAUGGCCCGGCCACUGAGCAGCAGGUGCGCCCCCUCACGUCCCCCGGAGCCAGGCCGCGGAGUCCAGUUUCUCAUGGCUUCCUUUCCUUCCCUUGGCUCCACAUUCCCUAGGAAGGACCCCACAGGAAGGAAGAAGGCAAUGACUGCUGGGCCUAUGCCAUUGGGAGCUCAGUUUCAGGAGUCAGUGACAUUCAAGGAUGUGUCUGUGGAUUUCACUUGGGAGGAGUGGAUGCACCUAGAUUCUGCUCAGAGGAACUUGUAUGGGAAGGUGAUGCUGGAAAACUACAGGAACCUGGUCUCACUGGGGCAUCAGCUUUCCAAACCUCAAGUGAUCUCCCAGCUGGAACAAGAAGAGUUGAAUCUGAAGAACAAAGAACUCCCAGGGUGUGUCUCUCCAGACUGGGAGACAAGACUUGAAACCAAACAGUCAGCUCUAAAACCCAACAUUACUGAAGAUUUAUCCCAUGGGGUCAUAAUGGAAAGGGAACGUGUCUGGCAUUCAACCUUAGGGGAAACCUGGGAACCUGGUAAUUGGUUAGAGGGGCAAUGGGAGAGACAUCUGGGCCAAGUGGCAGUCACCCAUGAGGAAACUCUCACAGAGAGGAGGGUAUGUAGAGGUGAUGAAUUUGAAAGAUGUUCCAAUCGGGGUUCAGUCCUUGAUAUACCACAAAGCAUUCCUAUGGCAAAAAGGUCCCAUAAUUGGAAUUCACAAGGAAAAGACACCAAACAAAAUUCUGAAUUAAUGAAAAAUCAAAGAAUGUUUGUAGGAAAGAAAAUCUAUGAAUGUCAUGAAUGCAGGAAAACUUUCAGCCAGAGCUCAUCCCUUCUUAAGCACCAGAGGAUCCAUACUGGGGAGAAACCAUAUAGAUGUAAUGUAUGUGGCAAACACUUUAUUGAACGCUCCUCUCUAACUGUACAUCAAAGAAUUCAUACUGGAGAGAAACCUUACAAAUGUAAUGAAUGUGGGAAAGCUUUCAGUCAGAGCAUGAAUCUUACUGUUCCAAGAACUCAUACUGGAGAGAAACCCUAUCAGUGCAAAGAGUGUGGAAAAGCCUUCCGUAAGAAUUCAUCCCUUAUUCAACAUGAACGAAUUCAUACUGGAGAGAAACCCUAUAAAUGUAAUGAAUGUGGGAAAGCCUUUACACAAAGCAUGAAUCUUACUGUGCAUCAGAGAACUCAUACAGGAGAAAAACCCUAUGAAUGUAAUGAAUGUGGAAAAGCCUUCAGUCAAAGUAUGCAUCUUAUCGUUCAUCAGAGAAGUCAUACUGGGGAAAAACCUUAUGAGUGCAGUGAAUGUGGAAAAGCCUUUAGUAAGAGUUCAACUCUUACCCUACAUCAGCGAAAUCACACUGGAGAAAAACCCUACAAAUGUAACAAAUGUGGGAAAUCCUUUAGCCAAAGUACAUACCUUAUAGAACAUCAGAGACUUCACUCUGGAGUAAAACCUUUUGAAUGUAAUCAGUGUGGAAAAGCUUUCAGUAAGAAUUCAUCUCUUACUCAACAUAGGAGAAUUCAUACUGGAGAAAAGCCUUAUGAGUGUAUGGUAUGUGGAAAACAUUUCACUGGGCGAUCAUCCCUUACAGUACAUCAGGUUAUUCACACUGGAGAGAAACCUUAUGAAUGCACUGAGUGUGGAAAGGCCUUUAGCCAGAGUGCAUACCUUAUUGAGCAUCAAAGAAUUCAUACUGGUGAGAAACCCUAUGAAUGUGAUCAGUGUGGGAAAGCCUUCAUUAAGAAUUCAUCCCUUAUAGUACAUCAGAGAACUCAUACAGGAGAGAAACCGUAUCAGUGUACUGAAUGUGGAAAGGCCUUCAGUCGCAGUACAAACCUUACAAGACAUCAAAGAACUCACAUGUGAGGAUGGUUUUCACUGGCCACAUCAUCAUGAUUAACUCUUUAGUAAUCAGAUAAAGUCAUGUUGAUGUAGAUACUUAAUAAAGGUAACAGUUGUGGGUAUCUUUUAGUUGAAGUACAGUCUACCGUAUCAGAUAAUAUAGACCACAGCAGAGAAAUCAUGUGAAAGUGAAGAAAUCUUGAUUCAGAAGGUAAAACAUACUUUAUACCAGAAGGUUUCAGUAAGCAAUGUAUAAACAGUGAAGAUUCAUGCUCAAGAUAAGUUUCAUUGUAUCAUACUGCAAAUUCUCCUGGGGACAUCUGAGAUUUCACACUGGAGAGAAAAUGUGACAGUGCUUAACUGGACAGCCCAAAGACCUGGUAUGUAGUCCUGACCUGCCACUAACUUGGACAAGUUACUCUCUUUCAGCAGGUCACAAUUUUCUUACCUACUAAAUGAGAGAUUUUGGAUGUAAAAGGUCUGGGGGAUUCCCUAUUAGCUAAAAUGUUACAAACCAUGAUGCUUGGAAAUCUUUGGCCUUUUACUCUGUUAUGUAUGUUGUCUAGACACUUCUGUUCCACAGUCAGAUAUUUCAAAUCAAAAUAUUCUACCUCUACCAAUUCAUAAUGCCCUUCCCCCUCUCCCUGCAUUACUUUCUCCCCUAAAAUAUAGGCUGGUUUCUACCAGGUAAUAGAAUAAUAGUACAAAUCUUUAGGCAAUAGCAUGCUGUUUUGAGUUCUUCAUAGUCAUUAAACUGUUGUUAAAUUAGCUGAUUAUUUACAAAACUUAAUUUAAAUAUUGUAUUUAAGUACAGAAGAAUCAAAUAAAUACACAUCUUUGUGUCUUAUUCAACUAUCAAAUGAUAAGGAGAAUGGGGAAGUAAACACUAAUAAAUAUGGAAAUUUAGCAUAUUAAUACAAUAUUUGCAACUCAAAACAUUCAGAACACUCAGAGGGAUAUUUUAUAGAUCUGUCAUGAUGAUACUAGUUUAAUUUCAUUCAUUCCACACAUACUUGCCACAUCCUAAAUAUGGGCUAGACAUGAUUAGUCAAAAUGAUUAUGAUUCAUUAUUUUUAAGGGACAAACUAAGAAAGUGGCAGUGUCAUGGGCUAGGAAAGGAACAAUCAAGCAAUGAUUUGGCAGAAUCUAAAAAAGCUGUAACUGGUAGGUAUGGCUAUUUGAACAAGAAGGAUGACUUGAAUUUAUUAUUUGUGUGGAUUGGGAUUCUAUAAUUAAAACCACAUAAAGUGGCCAUCUUUGUGCAACAAUGAUGUUUUCAGUUUGAGAGCAUUUGGAUGUGUCUCUGGGACAUCCAAAAAAAAAGUCCUGAGGAGCUCCAGUGGCACAACCAGUUAGCUCAUGGU
This is a messenger RNA of Sciurus carolinensis (gray squirrel), 3340 nucleotides long. It is a transcript of the gene Zfp2, whose product is annotated as ZFP2 zinc finger protein. The record is from RefSeq and is a predicted model, not a curated record. Gene Ontology annotation, molecular function: RNA polymerase II cis-regulatory region sequence-specific DNA binding; DNA-binding transcription factor activity. NCBI's taxonomy places the organism in Eukaryota, Metazoa, Chordata, Mammalia, Rodentia, Sciuridae. Gene Ontology annotation, biological process: regulation of transcription by RNA polymerase II.